Messenger RNA from Phlebotomus papatasi, 1375 nucleotides. Its product is annotated as UDP-glucose 4-epimerase-like. The transcript has 6 exons. NCBI's taxonomy places the organism in Eukaryota, Metazoa, Arthropoda, Insecta, Diptera, Psychodidae. Gene Ontology annotation, biological process: beta-D-galactose catabolic process via UDP-galactose, Leloir pathway. Gene Ontology annotation, cellular component: cytosol. The record is from RefSeq and is a predicted model, not a curated record. Gene Ontology annotation, molecular function: UDP-glucose 4-epimerase activity. The coding region runs from base 251 to 1318 and encodes 355 amino acids.
GAAGCAGAGAUCGUGGUACUCGUUCACUUGAGUAGCGACUUUUGCUUCGUUUGGACGGUGAAUCGCGUUCUUGCCGCAGUCCGGCUUCGUGGAAUUCCUUCUAAUUCCACAAUUAAAGAGUCCGAGUCCCGAGGUAAGAAUUACCAGUGUUGCGUGAUCGCGAGUGAUCAGUGUUCUUGUGCAUAAUUCUGUGUCACUGUGCAUUUGGGAUUUACUGGUGGAAGCAGUUGGAUUGAAAGAAAAUAGCACAAUGUCUAAUGGGAAAACUGUCUUGGUGACUGGCGGAGCCGGUUACAUAGGAUCCCACUGUGUUGUAAGCCUCCAAGAGGCUGGCUACGAAGUCAUAGCCCUGGACAACUUCACCAACGCCGUGAAUAAUUUCAAGAAUGAAUCAGUGGCACUUCAGCGUGUGGCACAAAUCACAGGCAAACCCAUUGCCUUCCACAAAUGCGAUCUUCUGGACUUGGAAGCCCUCGAUCAGAUCUUUCAGAUGUACAAAAUCGAUUCGGUCAUCCACUUUGCAGCCAUGAAGGCCGUUGGGGAAUCAAUGCAGCAACCUCUUCUCUAUUACAAGAACAACCUCAUUGGCAUGAUCCAUUUGCUGGAGAUCAUGAAGAAGUACAAAGUCUUCAAUUUGGUCUUCUCCAGCUCAUGCACCGUCUACGGCGAACCAAAAGAGUUGCCAAUCACAGAGGAAAAGGAAACCGGAAAAGUGACCAAUGUCUAUGGACGGACAAAGUUUUUCAUCGAGGAAAUGCUGAGGGAUAUCUCAGUAGCCGAAGAAGAAUGGAAUAUCAUUGCUCUGAGGUACUUUAAUCCCGUAGGAGCUCACAAAUCGGGCCUCAUUGGAGAGGAUCCCACCAAACAAUUCACCAAUCUCAUGCCCUACAUCAGCCAAGUGGCCAGCGGCAAGAAGGAGUGUCUCACAAUCUUUGGCGAUGAUUACGACACUCCCGAUGGAACUGGAAUUCGCGACUACAUUCACGUGAUGGACUUGAGUGCGGGACACGUAAAAGCACUGGAGAAGCUCGAGAAGCAGCAUCUUCGUCUCAAGAUGUACAAUUUGGGAACCGGAAAGGGAGUUUCUGUUCUUGAGCUUCUCAAGACAUUCGAAAGGGUCAAUAAUGUCAAAGUUCCGUACGUGGUUCAGGCUCGACGAGAAGGAGAUAUUUCCUCCAUGUACGCAGAUCCCACUCUAGCCGAGAGCGAAUUGGGCUGGAAGGCAGAGUAUUCACUGGAGGAGAUGUGUACUGAUUUCUGGAGGUGGCAAACAAUGAAUCCCAAUGGCUACAAGACCGGCGUUGUAAAUGGUCACUGAACCUUCUAACUCAGGAUUUUUUUUCUCAAUAAAUAUCGAGUCUAUUGAAUAAACUUA